AUGAGACUUUUGGUUUUCUGUAUGACUUCGUUGGUAAUGGGAAGUAGAAUGGUUAGAAUUACUCCAAGGACCCAUCCAGACUUUGUUGUAGCAAUUGUGCCCCCAAAGCUCGGGGGAAAGGGUACUAUUAAAGUGAUUAGUACCAGAGAAGAUAGAAAGGUGGAGGAGUCUGGGAAAGCGACUUUCAAGAUCAGUAAGGGAAUGACAGAAAUCUCGCAAGGGGGAUCUAAAAUCUGCAAAAACGAAAAAAAUGAUAGUAUCGAAGUGUGCACGGGAGAAGAUGAACUCUAUUCAAAGUGGAAAUUAGUUUCUGAGGAUGGAGGAGUUAGGUUCCGGACUGAAAACGAUGUCUGUCUAGAAGCAGUCGAGGAGAAGGGAAAGGCAGACCCAGUAAGAUUGAUCGGGAAGGAAUGUAAGUUAAACACAAAGAGUCAGCUUUUUGAUUUAACAUUUGUUGACGAGGAGAACCAGGAUUCCGAUGAGGUUGAAUUCAACAAAAGUUCUCAGAAAGACUUGCCCCUGGAGGAUCUUCUUCCCUAUUUGCUCUAUGGUAAAGAGCCAAUAGCAAAUCAACGCAUAAUUCUAUAUGACGGUGAAGGUAAAAAGAAGGCUUCGUUCAAGGGGUCUGUAAGUCCGCUUCUUAUUGCCAGCCUAAGCUCUGGAAUUCUGCCGCACUCUAACAAAGUAACCUCACCGUAUUCUUCUUAUAGACCACUGUCAGGGUCUAAACUAGAGGAGGAGGUUGCAAUCACGCCAAACUAUGCAGAUUAUGGAAAGCUUUAUUAA
This is a messenger RNA of Encephalitozoon intestinalis ATCC 50506, 786 nucleotides long. RefSeq lists its product as uncharacterized. The coding region runs from base 1 to 786 and encodes 261 amino acids. Lineage: Eukaryota; Fungi; Microsporidia; Unikaryonidae. The transcript has a single exon. The record is from RefSeq and is a predicted model, not a curated record.